Molecule: messenger RNA, 2330 nt
Organism: Amyelois transitella
Lineage: Eukaryota; Metazoa; Arthropoda; Insecta; Lepidoptera; Pyralidae
Gene: lute
Product: BTB/POZ domain-containing protein 6-B
Exons: 7
Coding region: 133-1926 (597 amino acids)
Biological process (GO): neurogenesis
Cellular component (GO): cytosol
Molecular function (GO): protein binding
Source: RefSeq, a predicted model, not a curated record
UGCCACAGUCUGACGAACGCAUUGGCGCGCGCGCAUUCCAUAUUUGAAAUAAUUCGAAUUAAAAAUUUCAAACUGUUUAUGUGCAUGAGUGUACAGUGAUAUGGACACACAUGGGGAUGUUCCAGUGAUGAAAUGAAAGCUAGGGCUGUAGUGCCUUGUAAAUUGUCAGUUGUUAUAGGGAAAAUCUUUCUACGGUGGAUCUUCACUAAGACUGAUCUGGUUUAUUUUGUUUAUCGGUUGGUUUAUUAUCGCAGUAUUGUGUGGUAUGCCUGCCAUUUGCAACUCCGGUCAUCGAUGAACAGCAGCAGCGUAGAUUUUUUUGAAAGCCUAAUUGAUGAAGAUGGACGUUUCUCUGAGCUCAACUGCCAAGACCCUCCGCAAGUUCGCCAACGACCAAGACACAGACCAAUGAUUCAAGCGGAAAACAUAAAUAAUGGCGGUGAGCUGUCUUUGUCCCCUCCGCACACGAUAUCCCAACGCGAGACAGGAACUCAGGUCUCUCAGUGUUAUAGUGGCCCACCUUCCCCAAGCGGUAUAGUGAGUGCCACCCCAUCACCAAUCUCAUCACCUGUUCCGCCACCUGGCACCGCCACGCUAGACCCGAACUGGCAAGCCACAAAGCCCACAGUCAGAGAGCGGAAUGCAGCUAUGUUCAAUAACCAACUUAUGUCAGAUAUUACUUUUAGAGUUGGAAGUCCAGAUCACAUUCAAGUUAUACCGGCACACAAAUAUGUAUUAGCUACGGCAAGUUCAGUAUUCUAUGCAAUGUUUUACGGAGGGCUGGCAGAGUGCAAGCAAGAAAUCGAAGUACCUGAUGUGGAGCCAUCAGCAUUCCUAACACUUUUAAAGUAUUUAUACUGUGAUGAAAUACAACUAGAAGCAGAUACAGUGCUGUCUACACUGUACGUCGCCAAGAAGUACAUUGUGCCGCAUUUAGCAAGAGCUUGUGUCACUUACUUAGAGACUAGUCUCACAGCGAAAAAUGCAUGUCUACUGUUAAGCCAAUCACGGCUUUUUGAGGAACCUGAGUUGAUGCAGAGAUGUUGGGAAGUUAUUGACGCCCAGGCUGAGAUGGCUCUCACGUCUGAAGGCUUUGUGGAUAUUGACGUGUCCACUCUAGAAUCAGUAUUGGCUAGAGAAACACUCAAUUGCAAGGAGAUAAAUUUGUUCGAAGCUGCACUUGCAUGGGCACAUGCAGAGUGUGUAAGAAGAGAAAUUGAGCCUACACCGACUAAUAAGAGAGCUAUGCUUGGAAGUGCCAUAUACCUGAUUAGAUUUCCUACAAUGAGCCUUGAAGAAUUUGCUAACAGUGCCGCACAACUCGGGAUUUUGACGCCACAAGAGACCAUAGACAUAUUCCUCCAUUUUACUGCUUCCACUAAGCCACAACUAUCUUAUCCUGUCAAACAAAGAGCAGGACUUAAAGCACAGAUUUGCCAUAGAUUUCAAUCCUGUGCGUAUAGAAGCAACCAAUGGAGAUACCGAGGCCGCUGUGACUCCAUUCAGUUUUGUGUAGACAAGAGGAUAUUUGUUGUUGGGUUCGGAUUGUAUGGAUCUUCUAACGGCGCUGCGGACUAUAAUGUCAAAAUAGAGUUGAAACGUCAAGGCAGUAUUUUGGCUGAAAACAACACAAAAUUCUUCUCAGAUGGGUCGAGUAACACUUUCCAUGUGUACUUUGAGAACCCAAUACAAAUAGAACCUGAAUAUUUCUAUACUGCCUCAGCUAUAUUGGAUGGAAGUGAACUUAGUUAUUUUGGACAAGAGGGAUUAAGUGAGGUGUACAUGGGGACUGUAACUUUCCAGUUCCACUGCUCGUCAGAAAGCACCAAUGGGACAGGAGUACAAGGAGGGCAGAUUCCAGAACUUAUUUACUACGGCCCUACUGUUAACACUGCAAUGACAAACUCCAACUCGAGUGAAGACUGACAAUCAACCAGAACUCGUCCCUUCAAUUAUUACUCCGUAUAGUCCACUAACUAAUCAAGCUCAAUUAGAUCCACAUAUAUUCCAAUCCAACUACUUAAAAUACUUAAUCAUUCCCAAAUGUUAAAUUGUUAUGUCCAAAUUUAAACUUCUUGUGUAUAUGUUAUGUAUGUAUUGUUGAUUAGAAAUAAAGGAGGAACCUAAGAUUGUGAUAUGGGUGUUGUAAAAGCUCUCUAAAACGCGUAGAUGUAGACAAAUCCUAUCUCGAAUAAAUUUUUCUUAGGAUUUAAACUUAAUCGCCAUUGCCAUUGUAAAAUGCAAUUAAAUAGGUCACAAGAAUACAAAUGACGUAGGCUUAAAUUAUUAUUCUGAGUAUUAGUUAUUAAAAAAAUAAAACUUGCAAAUUA